Messenger RNA from Physella acuta, 621 nucleotides. RefSeq lists its product as uncharacterized. Gene Ontology annotation, biological process: G protein-coupled receptor signaling pathway. NCBI's taxonomy places the organism in Eukaryota, Metazoa, Mollusca, Gastropoda, Physidae. Gene Ontology annotation, molecular function: G protein-coupled receptor activity. The record is from RefSeq and is a predicted model, not a curated record. Gene Ontology annotation, cellular component: membrane.
AUGGCUGAAGAGGACAAAACAGGGGACGUGAUACUCAAGCAGGAAACAAGAAUGAUAAUCGAGAUAGUAAAUGUUGUUUUUCUCUAUUUUUUCUUCUCUGUGUUUGGAAUUGUGACCAAUGUCAUCAACAUGAUUAUCUUCUACAAGCAAGGAUUGAAAAGCGCCAUGAACAUUUGUUUGUUUGCCCUGGCGGCAACAGACAUAUUGAACUUCGUCUAUUUACUGGAGUGUUCUUUUUUUCUCAACCCGUUAGUCGAGUACUCAGGUGUGAGAGUCAACAUGAGGCACCUGGUCUAUGUGGCUGCCGGUUGGCCGCACGUGGUGUGCACCAGGAUAGCCUACCUGAUCAUGGCUUACGUCACAGCAGAGAGGUGCAUCAGCGUGGCCCUCCCCCUCAAGGUCAAGGCCAUCGUCACGCCCAGAAGAACGAAGAUCGCCAUUUGUUUGAUGCUGGUGUUCUCUGCCGUGAUGGUGAUGCCGGAGUACGCCUCUGUCUACCUGGACUGGCAGCUGAUCCUCCCCAGAAACGAGUCAGUCCUCACCCUACAAUUUGCCAGCAACAGAAUAUGUGUUAGCAAGAGUAUCAUCUUGAUACUUAGUGAACCUAUUGCACUUUUGUAA